Molecule: messenger RNA, 570 nt
Organism: Vicia faba (fava bean)
Lineage: Eukaryota; Viridiplantae; Streptophyta; Magnoliopsida; Fabales; Fabaceae
Source: the annotation of a GenBank genome assembly
AUGUCAAAAUUGAGUUUCCAGAAGUUUUACGGUAGCUUUUCAAAGAAGCCAACCUCUCCCCCAAAAAAUCUAGCCCAGAAGAACAAAAGCUAUAACUCGAGACAAACGUCGCAUGCAGACACGAGUAAUGAGCCAAUGAAAGAUGAAAUGAAAUAUGUUUUUGAAAAAUUUGACAAAAACAAAGAUGGGAAAAUUAGUCUUGAAGAGUACAAAGCAGCUGCAAAGUCUUUGGAUAAAGGUGUUAGUGACACAGAGGCACUGAAAGCCUUCAGAGCCAUGGAUUCUGACAAAGAUGGUUUCAUAGUCUUUAAAGAGUUUAUGGAAAUGUUCAAUGGAGAGGGUAGUAACACAAAAGAAGAUGAAAUUAAGAGUGCUUUUCAAGUAUUUGAUAUAAAUGGUGAUGGGAAAAUUAGUGCUGAAGAAUUGUCUCAAAUUUUGAGGAGGUUAGGUGAAAGUUGUAGCCUUAGUGCUUGUAAGAAAAUGGUGAAAGGCGUCGAUGGGGAUGGAGAUGGUUUUAUAAACUUGAAUGAGUUUACAAGGAUGAUGAUGAAUGGGAAGAAAUUGGCCUAA